Pelodiscus sinensis (Chinese soft-shelled turtle) is the source of this 1492-nucleotide messenger RNA. The record is from RefSeq and is a predicted model, not a curated record. NCBI's taxonomy places the organism in Eukaryota, Metazoa, Chordata, Testudines, Trionychidae.
UUUGUCCUGCCAUCCUGUUUGCUGCCUUGUUCAAACAUGAAUUUUCUGGGCAUCUCAAAUUUUAGCUUUGCUGGCAAGAUUUCUGUAAGGAUUUGUGCUAGUCUAGCUCUCUCAACCUACCAGUCCUUUCUAAAGCACUAUACAAUAGGAUUUGUAAGGCUGCAAAGCCAAGAUUGAAUUGUUAGGCAGCGCCAUUCUGAGACUCUGCCAAGAUCCACUUGGUAAUUCCGGAAGAAUUAGGAAAAAGGGGAAGGACCUUGUCACAUUCAUUCACAUCAUCUAAGCUUUUCAUUUGGUCACAGGCUAAUGGGAACAAUAACAGAACAGCUAAGGCAACAUGGUUCACAUAGGCAUUAAGGAACUCUGGACCAGACUGACUGUUCACCUAUGUCCUGUGACCUGAUGACCCUGGGAAUCUUAGCCUUAGUGACAUCUACUGGUUGUGCCUCAGCCAAUGCCCUGCAGUCCCUGACAGACGCCAUGCACAUCCCACACCUCUUUGUACAGCGCAACUCAGGUGGCUCUCCACGCACUGCUUGCCACCUAAAUCCUAGUCUUGAGGAGGAAGAAUACACAUUAGCAGCCAGGCCACCUGUUCGCCUCAAUGAUGUGAUGCUGAAACUCGUCACGGAACUCCGAUGGCAAAAAUUCAUAGUAUUUUAUGACAGUGACUAUGAUAUUCGUGGGUUGCAGGGAUUUUUGGACCAGGCUUCAAGACUAGGACUUGAUGUGUCUUUACAAAAGGUGGACAGAAACAUCAGCAGGGUUUUUGCCAGCCUUUUUACUACCAUGAAAACGGAAGAGUUGAAUCGCUACCGUGACACCUUACGAAGAGCAAUUUUACUUCUAAGCCCAAGAGGAGCCCAAACUUUCAUCAAUGAGGCUGUGGAAACCAACCUUGCUUCAAAGGAUAGUCACUGGGUCUAUGUAAAUGAGGAAAUCAGUGAUAAUGAAAUAUUAGAACUGGUCCACAGUGCUCUUGGAAGGAUGACAGUUAUCCGGCAAAUCUUCCCGCUGUCAAGAGACAACACUCAGAGAUGCAUGAGGAAUAAUCAUCGGAUAUCUUCACUGCUGUGUGACCCACAAGAAGGCUAUUUGCAGAUGCUGCAGGUUUCUAACCUCUAUCUAUAUGACAGUGUGCUCAUGUUGGCCAAUGCCUUCCAUAGAAAGCUGGAGGACAGGAAAUGGCACAGCAUGGCAAGCUUGAAUUGCAUGAGGAAAUCCACCAAACCUUGGAAUGGAGGUCGAUCCAUGUUGGAGACUAUUAAGAAGGGCCAUAUAACUGGACUCACUGGUGUUAUGGAAUUUAGAGAAGACGGCUCCAACCCCUAUGUCCAAUUUGAAAUACUGGGCACCAGCUACAGUGAAACAUUUGGCAAAGAUGUGAGAAGGAAAUAAAUCGAGGCAUUUCCUGAACUCAUUGAUACUGUUUGAUUUCUCUAUUUUUUUAUCCAAAUCAUGACAUCACUACCAUGACGGAGAAAAGAUCUUC